This is a messenger RNA of Plenodomus lingam JN3, 1323 nucleotides long. RefSeq lists its product as uncharacterized. The record is from RefSeq and is a predicted model, not a curated record. NCBI's taxonomy places the organism in Eukaryota, Fungi, Ascomycota, Dothideomycetes, Pleosporales, Leptosphaeriaceae.
AUGCCAGCACGAAUAACAAACCAAAAUAACGCGAAGCCCCAGAGUCCGACAGCUGCUACGAAGAAAAUGGCUCAACAAAAGCCCAAUGACCAACAACGGGUUCCCGAAACGGAAAUAAAACAAAACUCGGGCAUCUCCGCUACAAUGGCGCUCCAAGCGGCUCAGAAAGCAUGGGAUUUGCGACAGGCAGCCAAUGCUGCUGGCGACCCAAAUGCACGAGAAGAGAUAUUAGCCAAGGCUAUCAACAAGGAAAUUGAGGCCGAGUCUUUUGGCAAGGCAGCAAAGUAUACACAAUCUGGUGCAUUUCAAGGGCUGGCCGCUGGUGCAGGAUUGGGCGUGCAACCAGGUGUAACGAUAGGCAAACUGACCGGGGCUUUGGUGGGCGGUGUAGUGGCAACAGUCACGGGUCUACUAGGAGGAGGCAUUGGAUCCGUGUAUGGCGCUUUGAACGGACCUUUCUGGAACCUGGGUGAAAUGGCAAGUCAUGGGGUUCGCGGCGUGAUUGGAGACUUUCCAAAUUGGAAUUCGACACCGGCACAGAAGAGAGCCUUGGAGAAGAUGGUGAUGCAGACUAAGGAGACACAGUCACCUUCAAAGGAAGAGCUGGAAGAGAUGAGCAGAUAUGCACCGGAUGAUAUGCCGCAGACUUGGUCACAGUCGGUCAAGGACAUGACUGCUUGGAGACCAUCGAUGCCGGAUAUGCCAAAGAUGCCAUCCGUACCCACGGGGGCCGCUCUAGGCCUAGGAGGCUUGGGUGCAUCGAUGCCUUCAUGGGGAAGUAAAAACCAAGGCAACAAUGCAAACCCAUCUCAGCAGACUCCCACUCAGCAAACCUCGCAACAGCAGGUCAACACACCACCGAGGCCCCAGGAGCCACCCAAGCCAAACACCGCUCCCAAACCUAAAGAAACACCCCCAGUAGAAAGACCCCCCACCCCAGCUCCAGCCCCCAAAAAACAUUCCCAGCGCCACACAGCCCCAAGUCCACAAACAAACCCUCCCCAACCUCCGUCCCCUCCCACAACAGUAAUCGCACCAAAGUCACCCGCCCCGAAAGCGAAGACGACUCCUAAGCCACCAUCAGAUUUGAAGAAACGCGAGAAGCCGUCUCGGCUACCACAGAAGACCAACUCGGCGUCCACCCGUGACGAGAAAGAAGGACCUGAUGCGUCGGCCUCGGAGCCGGCGAAAAGGAAACCCAGGAAGCUGGGGGCGAAGACGUCGUCUGCGGGUGCGGAACCAGUACAGACAGCGGACAAGGCGGACAAGGCACCGGUGAAGAAGGCGCCGCGGAAAUUGGCGUCUCGGAAGCCGGCUGUGUGA